Molecule: messenger RNA, 501 nt
Organism: Wasmannia auropunctata (little fire ant)
Lineage: Eukaryota; Metazoa; Arthropoda; Insecta; Hymenoptera; Formicidae
Exons: 2
Coding region: 1-318 (105 amino acids)
Source: RefSeq, a predicted model, not a curated record
AUGUAUGUAAAAGGUACUUAUAAUACGACAGCCGAUGAUGCCAGAACAACAUGGGACUUAACAGGGCAUGUAAUAAACGAUACAUGGAUUGUAGAACGUUUCCGUGUUAUACCGACAAUUAGCAAGUUUGAAAUAUAUUUCGACGAUAUAUUAGAGGGCAAAGAAUUAAAUGAAAUUGUCGUAAAUUUUGUAAAUGAAUUUUGGCCGCCAAUAUAUCGAGCAAUAUUACCAACAGCAGCUGAUGCAUGGGAACCUUGGUUGGUUAACUUUGCCAAUAGUUUUUUCUCAAAAGUUUCGUUCUCAGAAAUAUUUCCAUAAAAUAUAAUUAUUAUACGUUAAUAAGGUGCUAAUUUUUUAGUGCAAAUAAAAACACAUUUUACAUAGUUUUGCAAGAAUAAUAAUUUGUAUUUGCUAAAGAUAUGUUUCUGAGAGUACAUCGUUUAAAUUUUGUUUUUUAACUACUUGUAAUCAAAAUUAAUAAAUUAAUUAAAGUAUUAAUAA